Pungitius pungitius (ninespine stickleback) is the source of this 2335-nucleotide messenger RNA. It is a transcript of the gene jmjd6, whose product is annotated as jumonji domain containing 6, arginine demethylase and lysine hydroxylase. NCBI's taxonomy places the organism in Eukaryota, Metazoa, Chordata, Actinopteri, Perciformes, Gasterosteidae. Bases 7 to 1209 code for a protein of 400 amino acids. The transcript has 6 exons. Gene Ontology annotation, cellular component: cytoplasm; nucleus. Gene Ontology annotation, biological process: phagocytosis. The record is from RefSeq and is a predicted model, not a curated record. Gene Ontology annotation, molecular function: P-TEFb complex binding; histone H4R3 demethylase activity.
GCCGGAAUGAACCAUAAAAGUAAGAAGAGGAUCAAAGAGGCGAGGCGAAAUGCCAGACCCGAGUUGAAGGAUUCGCUGGACUGGACCAAACACGACUACCACGAGUCCUUCGACGUGUCGCACCGCACCGUGAAGGACAACGUGGAGCGCGUGGAUGUCCUCCACCUCAGCCCCGACGAGUUCAUCCGCCGCUUUGAGCGUCCCUACCGGCCAGUGGUGCUGCAGGGCUGCCAGGAGGCGUGGCCCGCCCGCGAGAAGUGGACCCUGGAGCGCCUCAAGCGUAAGUACCGCAACCAGAAGUUCAAGUGCGGCGAGGACAACGACGGCUACUCUGUGAAGAUGAAGAUGAAGUACUACAUGGAGUACCUGGAGACCACCAGGGACGAUAGCCCGCUCUACAUCUUUGACAGCAGCUACGGAGAACACGCCAAGCGGCGAAAGCUGCUGGAGGACUACCAGGUGCCCGUCUUCUUCAGGGACGACCUCUUCCAGUUUGCGGGGGAGAAGCGCCGCCCACCUUACAGGUGGUUCGUGAUGGGCCCGGCUCGCUCCGGUACCGGCAUCCACAUCGACCCGUUGGGCACCAGCGCGUGGAACGCUCUAGUCCAUGGACACAAGAGGUGGUGCCUGUUCCCCACCAACACGCCCCGCGAGCUGAUCAAGGUGUCUAGAGAGGACGGGGGCAACCAGCAGGACGAGGCCAUCACCUGGUUCAACGUGGUUUAUCCCAGAACGCAGCAGCCCAACUGGCCUCCGGAGUUCACGCCGCUGGAAAUCCUCCAGAGACCCGGGGAGACGGUUUUUGUGCCCGGCGGCUGGUGGCACGUGGUCCUCAACAUGGACACCACUAUCGCCGUCACUCAGAACUUCGCCAGCACCACCAACUUCCCAAUCGUGUGGCACAAAACGGUCCGAGGGCGACCCAAACUCUCCAGGAAGUGGUACCGGGUCCUGAAGCAGGAGAGGCCCAACUUGGCGGCGCUGGCGGACAAAGUGGACCUCCAGGAGGCGACGGGCAUCGCAUCGGACUCCUCCAGUGACUCCUCGUCUUCUUCCUCCAGCUCCUCUGACUCUGAGGCGGCGUCGGGCUCGGAGGGCGGCGCCGUGUCCCACCGCAGGAAGAAGAGGCGUACCGGCGUGGUGGCGGUUAACGGAGACGCCAGCGGACAGGACGACUGCGUCAGCAAGGAGAGGAGCUCGUCACGGUGACCUCCGACCUGCAGCAGGCGACUUGGCUGCUUCCUGUCUAAUGUACCACGAGGGAGGAAGGGUGGAGGUCUGGAGGUCCUUUGUCACCUCUGUGCCUUCAGUCCACCAGAUGAAGGGGAGGGGGGGGGGGGGGCUUUUAACUUGACUGGACCCCCUUUAAACCUCUCUGUCAAACCCCUAACAAUCACGUCAUCAACGAUUAAAGCACCACCGAAGAAGAGACGAGCUCGUUAAGCCUCUGAACCUCAAACGAUUUCUCUUUGAUCUCGUUCUACUACGUGUUCUAAUCCAACUAUUAGUUCUACUUAUAAUAGAAACCUCUUGAGUGAUCACUUUAUUCAUGGUCACAUGACUGCUGGUCUCGGGAGCAUCUAUUAUGAUGUCAUAGUUUCCCCGAGGAAUCUGAUUAAUGGUUUAUUUGAGGAUUUUUUAAAUGAGACGAGAAGAAUAAAAUGUGUGAGAUCAGAUGUAAAUUCAAGCUUUCUUUGUUUUUUUCUUCUCAUGUGAUGUGUUCAAUGACCCUCAGAAAGAGGACGACUGUUCUGCAAUGUGGCUUUAGGGCUAAAUGAGUUCAAGUCACAUGAUGGAGAAAUGGAGUGAUCGUUUCCAUAAGUGCAAACUAAAGGGAAUCCAGUUUAAGCAGUAGAUUUGUUCAUUGAUCGGAUCGUUUGAUAACAGAAAUAUUUCCUCAUUGAUCCGCUGACUCAAAGUCAACUACAAUGUCUAAAUGUUUAUUUCAAGAUAUAAAGUUCACCAAAACUCAGAUGAUUGCAAAACCUGCAGAGUUGUUGUAAUGUUUAGAAAAAGUUUGGGACAAUCUGACGAUCCACUUUUACCUAAUCAAUAAAGUUCAAAUCAUUUAAAAAAACAACACUGAACAUAAUUACAGGCAGAUCUUUUAGUUUAAUCAUUAUUUCAAAGAGAAUGAUUAACGUUAUUGGGUUAAUGAUCCGUGGCUUUGGACUGAAGUGCCUCAACAUGCGUGUUGUCCCUGAAGGCACCGCGUCGGUCUGUGAGGUCGGUCACGUGGUGCCUUCAGGGCUUCUGAGCUGAUCUGGAAUCAGAAUGACUCCAUGUGAUCGGUUUGAUUUUGUUGGUCAAUAAAAUGUUUUCUAUGACUGAUCAA